GGAACCACACCUCAGUAGGCUAGCAACUUAGAACAGAACUUCGUGAGUGAGAUAAAGCAUUGCUGCUGGAGUUUUUAAUGAGGAUAUCCUUGCUGCUUGAAGUGUGGCGGCCGGUUUGACAAAUAAACAACCGAGGUAAGAACAGAGGCUGUGAGACUCCUGAGACGCAUGCCAGAGGAGCUCAGCUGGAAGGAAGAGGACUGGAAGACCUGAGGUUUUUAGGAGGAUUGAGGGCUGGUUGAGGGACUGAUUUUCUGGACAAAGUGCAGAAAUUCCAGGACUUCAGCAAUUAAGGAAAAGGCAACAGGCUUGCCUCCCGCCACAUCUUCAGCUGCCUGCAGGGCGGCGAAAGGGAGCAAAGAGCUGAAUUGGAGGACAGCAGGGAUGAGCGAGUUCUGGCACAAGAUGAGCUGCUGUGUGGUGGCCAAACCCCCACCGAAGAAGAAGAGGAGGAAGAUUGAUCGUACCAUGAUCGGCGAGCCCAUGAACUUUGUCCACCUGACGCACAUUGGUUCUGGGGAGAUGGCAGAGGGAUUGUCCCCGUCGGGGCCGAUCCAGGAACAGAUGAGGUCAAAAGGACCAAGCGCAAAUGGCCGCAACAGCUUAUUAUAGCUGCCAAGGGGAAAUUAAGGACCAACCAGGAUCUUCUGACUCCUCUUCCACCCUUCUUCCAAAUCAGCCAUCCUGGGGGGGGACCAGACACCCCACAUGUAGCACUUAGCAUCCCCGGAAAUCGUGGCCCAUCCCCAGACCUGUGUCCUAGUCUAGUUUCUGCUUCUCCAACUGCUGUGAUCUGUUUGCUGCACCUCCAAAUAAGGAAUAUAUCUUCUACAGAAAUGUAUUCCAUCUCCUUGGGUCAAUCUGUUUCCAAUGGAGAAAGAGACGUGGUUUUGUUUUUUUAUUUUUGUGUUGCAAAGGAAAGUAUUUGGUGGUGUGCCAAACCAUGGACCUUUUGAAUUGUAUUUCAACGCUACCUGGAUUACAUGGGAGAUUUUCUGUGAUGGAGUGGCAUGUCCAAACACUGGCUCACUUGGAGGGGGGGGGAGAUAACUGCCAUGGACAGUUCUGCAUCUCUCCUGAUCUCACAUCCCAGAAAUGCACGUCACUUAAGGCAUGAAAUGAAUCUUCUGAAUGCUCCCUUUUCUGCCAACCAGCCAGGAUUAUUUACACUCUGCAACCUACCAAACAAAUGAGGAUGAUCCCUUAUAUGCCAUUCUCCGAGGUAUGUUUUUACACACAAGGGGUGCUGGCCAAGUGCUGUGUGAAUGUUUUUAUUACUUUUACAGAAUGGACAAUUUCAGAUUUUACAGACUUUCUUUCCAUGAUUGCAAAGAUCAUUCACAUUAGUCUGUCAAUGUUUGUUCAUUACUAUUACUUUUGUGAUUGUUUCGUAUUGUUAAGAUGAGGACCUAUCUGAUAUCCUGCUUCUGAAAAGUGGGGGUUAAUUCAAUCUACAGAAUACCAAAGAUUUUUUUUUUUUCUACUCUUGUCUAUUUGAAGAUAUCAACUGGGCAUCAUCUGAGCAAGUAUAGCUAUAGUCUGCUUAAAGACUAUGACUACACUAUAAAAACACACUAGUGAUUUAAUUUCCUAUGCACCAAAGUGCCAUUCUAUCAUAGCAUUAUCUUUACUUGCUUAGGUGUACAGCAUGCUGUAAUCAUAACUGAACCCCAAUAUGUAACCACCUGAGGGUUCUUUGUUGCUGUUUAGUGGAAUUAAUUUAUUUAUGUCACCUUAGUUUUUACUUUACACUGGAUAGCACUGCCAUUUUGUUCUUAACAAAGCCAUUUCAUGGCCCGAUGUUCCAUCUGAGGUUCAACUGGAACUUUCUUGUUAUUACACAGACUUCCUUGUGCCUCUAGAUUGCCAGACGGAUUGGCUUUGACCUAGUUUUUUUUUUGUUGUUUUUUUUUUGUUCUACAUGUGAAAAUCACAGGGUGUGAAUCCUAUUUUCAGUGGUUUCUUUUAGCCCACUCCUUCCUCAAAUGUUUAGUUUGUGCACAGGGUUUGAAGUAUGCACCUACUUCCAUUGAGUGAGAGCCCAUGAAUGGCACAGAAUUUCCUCAAAUCCCAAAAAGAUUUUUCAGUUUAUUUAGUCUUUCAAAAGUAUCAAAUUUAAAUAUCCUGAUUUCUGUGAUCCCAUUUGAAACUAAGAUUGGGUUUUGCAAUUUUUUAGUCUGGUAAUGCCAAAGAUUUUAUGCCUGAGUCUAGGAGUCAUUUUAAAUGGCAAGAAUGGAUGCUGAAAUUAUUUUUAUGAUAUCCAUAUUUUAAGCACUUGGGAGAUUUUAAUAAGAAACUGAAAGUCAUUUGCUUUUCAGGACCUUAAAAUCCCGCGCAAAUGCCAAAAUUAGUCAUUUUAAAGGAUGAAGGGCUGCUUUUGGAACAAGAACCCAAAACAAGUACAGUAAACUGCUUUGGUUUAGGAGAAAUGGUGCACCAUGUUGUCACAUGCAGCAAACUGAGCUAUUUUAAAUUAAAUUUGUGAGGAAUUCCUCUGAUUAAAUUCUCUUACUGAGCUGCUUGUGAAAACCUGAUGAAUGAGGGAAUCACUGCUGGCCUAGAGGAUAAGCACAGGCAAGGGUUUUCAAAACAAGAGACGGGUGUUGUACACUGGACUGUUCCAUUAGUGCUUAAAGCUUUGGUUUCCUGUGUACAUCAAGGAAUCUGUGUCAUGCCUCAACAGUUUUGGCAGGGAUGUAAAAGCAUUGAACCCCCCCCCCCCCCCACAGUGAGGUCUUUAGCAGAGCACACAUUUGCAUACUAUAGGAACUAGAGCAGUUCUGUUUCCCAUUACUCAUGGUUAUCGGUGCAUAUCUAGAUGAUCAGCUUUCUGCAUAAUGGGUUAUUGAACUCUGUGACAGAUGUACAAUUUUAUAAUUUUGUGUCAUUACUUGAUAAAACCAGAGAUGCAACAAUGAUUAUGCUGUGUCCACUGGAUAACUGAUCAUUUGUAAGUCUCUAUAAUAUUUUUAAAAUUAUUUUGAAACUGAAUUUCUUUUAUCUAUAUAUAUUUUUUUUUUCCAAGUAUGUUUUCCGACAGAAUGCUAGAAUCUUUUAAAAGUGGCUUUGCUGGGGGUUUUGUUUCCUUCAUUCGCAGCUGACUGAAUUACUGACAAUCACAUUACAUAAAGUGCACGGAGAUAUUUGUACUACAGCUUUACUGCCAUAUGUUCUUUAAAAGCACUCACCAGAGUGAUGCAUUGUAUAUUUCUGAUAAAGCCAAUGACAACUUUCAAGUGUCUGCUAAUGUGAUUAAUUUACCAUGAUUAACAGUUGGAUCAACUGCAAUUCAGUUCAACAAGGUUGACCCAUUUUCUGUCUUUGCGGUGCAGUCACUCGGAACGAUUGGCAGAUGUAGACCCAUCAAUACAGCACGUGCAUGUUGAGGCUUUUGACUUGUAUGAAUGUGGAUUCAAAAUGCAACGUCUUUUUCUUUUCCUGUGGCCCUGAGCCCUCUGGGUUUUUGAGAAAUACAGUUGAUGUUUUAAGUA
Conger conger (European conger) is the source of this 3491-nucleotide messenger RNA. RefSeq names its product CDC42 small effector 1 (gene cdc42se1). Gene Ontology annotation, molecular function: small GTPase binding. Bases 385 to 612 code for a protein of 75 amino acids. Gene Ontology annotation, cellular component: plasma membrane. The record is from RefSeq and is a predicted model, not a curated record. The transcript is spliced from 5 exons. Gene Ontology annotation, biological process: regulation of Rho protein signal transduction. Lineage: Eukaryota; Metazoa; Chordata; Actinopteri; Anguilliformes; Congridae.